This is a messenger RNA of Penicilliopsis zonata CBS 506.65, 972 nucleotides long. RefSeq lists its product as hypothetical. Gene Ontology annotation, cellular component: mitochondrial small ribosomal subunit; ribosome. Gene Ontology annotation, biological process: translation. The transcript is spliced from 3 exons. Bases 1 to 972 code for a protein of 323 amino acids. Gene Ontology annotation, molecular function: structural constituent of ribosome. NCBI's taxonomy places the organism in Eukaryota, Fungi, Ascomycota, Eurotiomycetes, Eurotiales, Aspergillaceae. The record is from RefSeq and is a predicted model, not a curated record.
AUGAUUGUCCGGCAAGUGUGCAUGCGGCAGAGUCGCCAGCUCCUUGCCCUCAACCGACCCCGUGUUUUCUCCCGUUUCCUCUCAACCGAUGAAGGGCGGUUUACAAGCAUUCCUGAAAUCCGGUCUGCCUCUGAGCCGGAACAGUACUCGCGGGAUGCCUCAAAACAAAAAUUCCGCAGCCUGGGCAGCGCCGUCAAGGAACCGUACGAACCGGAAGAUAUCCUGCGGAACCCGCCUACCCCAGGAGACAUUACAUUGGAACUGCUACUGGCCUCGCAAACGCACCUAGGCCACUCGACGUCGCGCUGGAACCCGCAGAACUCAAGCUACAUCUUCGGCAUCCGCGAAGGGGUGCACAUCAUCUCGCUGGACGUGACGGCGACACACCUCCGGCGCGCGGCCAAGGUAGUCGAGGAGGUUGCGGCGCGCGGCGGGCUGAUCCUCUUCGUGGGCACGCGCAAGGGCCAGAAGCGGAUCGUGGUGCGAGCCGCCGAGUUGGCGAGCGGGUACCAUCUCUUCGAGCGGUGGAUUCCGGGUAGCCUGACGAAUGCGCAGCAGAUCCUCGGCCACUGCGAGAUGAAGGUUGUCAAUGCGUUGGACGAGGUGCUUCCUCAGUUCAGCAACGGCAAGAACAGCACCGCCGGGGCUGGAGGGGCGGCGGAGGAGGAGGAGGGGGCGGAGCGCCCGGCCCUCAAACCAGAUCUGGUUGUCUGUCUGAACCCGCUGGAGAACGUGGUCUUGCUGCACGAGUGCGCCCUCAACAACAUCCCCACCGUGGGUAUCAUCGACACCGACGCCGACACCACAAAGGUCACCUAUCCGAUCCCUGCCAACGACGACUCCCUGCGCAGCGUGGGCGUCAUCGCGGGAAUUCUCGGCCAGGCCGGCUAUGCGGGCCAGCUGCGGAGACUCCGUGAGGCCGAACACGGGAGGUUGACUUAUUCUCCUACAUUCUCUGCCAAGGAGACGUGA